Molecule: messenger RNA, 3078 nt
Organism: Schizophyllum commune H4-8
Lineage: Eukaryota; Fungi; Basidiomycota; Agaricomycetes; Agaricales; Schizophyllaceae
Exons: 10
Coding region: 1-3078 (1025 amino acids)
Biological process (GO): DNA-templated transcription
Cellular component (GO): nucleus
Molecular function (GO): DNA binding; zinc ion binding
Source: RefSeq, a predicted model, not a curated record
AUGCCGGACAACGUCCCGGCGGUCGACGAUCAACCUUUUGCGAGCGAGAGGGCGGGGUCGAAGCGCAAACGGCUCACCAAGGUCGAAGCGCAGAUGCGAUGGAACCGUUACUUUGCGUCCAAGACGUGCACCUACACGGACAGCCAAGGCCGUCCCGUUCCUGCACCUAUAGUCACCAGAGACCAGUCCCCCUCCUCAUCGCAACAAGGGCCAUACAGAUCAGCCUCUCUUGGUGAUGCCCGGGCGCCUUUGAGCGACCCUCGAGCACCCUUGGGCGACCCUCGAGCACCCUCGGGCGACCCCCGAGCGCCGGCGCAGCCUCUCCCGACCUGGACUGCGCCUUCCAUCGAGGACCCGUCUCCGCGCAAGCGCCUGCGCACCUCGGCGAGCGGGACGUCGCUCGGCUACCCCGUGGACUACCUCGCGUCGCAGUCGCAGAACGCGAACGCCAUCGAGCCCGCGACCUCGGUGAAGCUGGACAACCGGCUCAUAAGGGAGCUCGUGGGAUUAUUCUUCACCCACUGCCACCCCGCGCGGCUCGUCUUCCACAAGCCGACCUUCACGGCCGCGCUCACGCACGGGCUCGUCCCGCCCUACCUCGUCUUCGCCAUCUGCGCCCUCGCCGCGCCGCUCUCGAAGCAGCCGCGCCUGCGGACGCGCCCGGCGCGGUAUGCGGGCCGCCCGUUCGCGCAGGAGGCGCUGAGCCUGAUGUUCGACGGCGCGGGCCGGCUGGCGUGCGAGCCGAGCCUGGCGGUCGCGCAGGCGCUGUGUCUGCUGCAGAUACACGACACGCGCGUGGGCGGCGCGACGGCGUGGAACAUGCGCUAUCAUGACCUCAACUUCCAAGUCUGCGACCGCCUCGGCGUGCACUCGAACGAGGACACCCCGCGGCCCGCGCUCGGCUCCGCGUCCGCGCACAUCGAGGCCGCGAUCAACAAGGAGUGCCUCCGGCGCGUGUACUGGCUCAUGUACCUCCUCGACAUCCUCGUCUCCGUGUACGUGAGGGGCCCGCGGCACUGGCUGACGGCGGACCCGCGCCUGCGGCUGCCGUGCGACGAGACGGCGUUUGAGAUGGCGGUGGGGACGACGCCGGCGGAAUAUCUCUACCUCCCGCCCCCGCAAACGGAACACGUAUCCGAGAUCGGCCACCUUAUCCGCAUCGCGACGAUCUGGGCGGAGCUGGAGUUUGCGCUAGAGGACGUGGAGUCGAACCCGCCGGGAAAGUCGCACGUCCGCAAUCUCGAGAUACGCUUGAACGCCUGGGAGGCCAGCCUUCCGCCGCACCUUCAGUUCACCGACGAGGUGCUGGCGGUGCAGCAACUGAUGCUCGAAACGAGCUCGAACAACGACGCUUGGUGCUGGGCGAAUAUGCACAUGUACCGCGCGUCGUGCGCGCUUCUGCUGCACGAGGCGCGGUCGAGGGGCCUGAUGGCGAGCCCUGUGACGGCUCAGGCGAGUCCGAAUGCUAUGCAGACCAGUCCGGGUGGAAUGCAGUCGGACUCAGGCGCAGCUCCGCCCGCCAUGGUUCCUGAGAGCCUGGAAGGGCAACCGGAUGCAGGCCCGGAGGCCGAGGAUCGCGACGCGCCUCCGACCUGGCCUGCGAAGACGCUACAGGCCAUAGUGCGCAUGUUCGGCGAUCGCGCGAAGAAUAGCUCCAUACUCGGCAACGUUAUCUGGUUGCUCAUCAAGCACUGCAGGCGCGACGACGAGGAGAUCCUCAAGGGCAUCCGCGAGCUGGAGGACCUGUGGGGCGCGUACACGGCGGCGCUCGCGCGCGACGUGGCAGUCAAUGUGGCGGAGAGGUCAUCCGCGAGUACGGAGAGCUCGAUCACGCCAGCGCCGACGCUGCCGUCACAGGCCACCAACGACGACGAUGAGGAUACGCCGAGGCGGCCGGCGCGUCGAAGGGGCUCGAUGGAUUCGGCGAUGCGUUCGGUGACGCCGCCCCCGCCGAUGCCCCCGCCGUCGUCCCACAUGAAUACCGUGCAGCCGUCAGGGCUGCCUGGUUAUAUCAACCCUUUACACUCGACGCCUGACGAGAGGAAGCAGACGCAGGAAUCCAACGAAUAUUUGGCGUCCCUGUUCUCCCACCCUAUGGGCUCGCAUGAGCGCAGCGAACGAGCCGACGCCGACAAGCGACCCGAGAGAACGCGCACGCCAUACUCGCCGGUUUUUCCUCUGCCUUCAUAUCCGCACGACGCGACGAGAGAUCGUUCGUCCUCGCAUUCCUUCCCAGGGCUUUGGCCCGAACCUCGUCAACAGCCACUUGGUUCGCAGCGCCCGCUGUCACCGCUGAAGUUGCCCGACGAUUGGGGUAUCACGCAUAGCGGUAGGCAUGCACAUCGCCCGACGCAGGCUCCCUUCUCUCGCGGCCAACCACCUGGUCCUUUUUACGACCCACCAACCCUCCCUGGUCCGCCAUAUGAGCCAUCAGCCGAGCGCACCUACGAGCGAGAGCCUACGGCAUAUCUUCAGCGUCGGAUGACGUACCCAUCGGACGCAUACUACAAUGCCGAACCUCCCUAUCCCGAGCGUCCGAUGCUAUCAAGGACACCGACCGACUCUCGUGCCCUACCUUCUCUACGGUCCAGCGGCCUCCUCAGCGGGUCUUGGGACCAGCCCGGCCCAUCGCGCGGGCGCGAUACUUACGGACGCGACGAUUAUCCUUUUGCCACAAAUGUGGCUACUCGGUCCGACUUCCAGCAACCCCCACCCCACUUCCAACCACCCACGACCUUUCAACCACCACCACAACAUGUUCAGCCCCCGCCGACCUUCACCGCUCCCUUCGCCCCGCGGUCUCCUUCGCCUCGCUCUUCUCGCCACGAUCCUACGCUCUACCACCAUAAUCCUCUUUCUGGUCAUCCCGGCGACGACGCCUCCUGGCGCGGCUCGGCGGGCUGGCACCCGGACGCACAGGCCCACCUGUCGGGGCCAGGCAUGUAUCCGCCUCAGACGGACUACAACACGCGCGCGUCUGCGCCCGACGUACGCGAGACGAUGCCGCUGCCUCGCCGCGCAUCGAAUGCGCCGACAGGGCUGCCUUGGCUGUUUGAGGAGCAGCCACCGGCGGGAUAA